Molecule: messenger RNA, 954 nt
Organism: Ostrea edulis (European flat oyster)
Lineage: Eukaryota; Metazoa; Mollusca; Bivalvia; Ostreida; Ostreidae
Product: translation initiation factor IF-2-like
Exons: 2
Coding region: 1-954 (317 amino acids)
Source: RefSeq, a predicted model, not a curated record
AUGCGUCGUCUGUCCGGCUGCAUCUUCCAGUGGGACGAUGAGGACCUGACCGCCCUGAAGGAGGCAAAGCAGACUCAGGCCGCAGAGGAGGGUGUCAGCAUCCAAGGUCGAGAGCAGGAGUGGAUGACCAAGAGGGAACUGCGCCACGCUGUCAACCAGUUGGCACAGACUGUCCUUGGGUCCCCCUUAGACCCCGCCUUCCAGCACCCGCGGUUCCACACCGGAGAACUGAUAGGGGUGGAGUACCUGUAUUCCCAGACGGGCAAGGCACUCCAGGAGAUCAAGGAGGAGGACGAGGACCUGGAGGAGGAUGACGGGGAGAUGGACGAGGGUUUCGGCGAGGAAGUGGUAGUCGUCGAAGACCUGACCAUUCCAGAGCCUGACAUCGAGGCAGCGGCAGCAGUGAUGCAGUCCAGGAAGCUAGUGGCCGGUCUCGUGCAACCACCAUCCAGUACUGCACCGCCACCAUCCAGCACUAGUGCUGUCCGGCAACUUCGCAGUACUGUCAGGUCGCCGAGAAAAGCCGCACGGCCCACUGGACAGCCUAACCUUGUCGCUGCCUCAAUGCCAGCACCUCGACCCGAGACCCCCCAUCUGACCCCACCCCAGCCGGAGCCUGCACCUUCCACCCUACCAGAAAGAACUCCACCCCUCUCAUCCCAGGCAGAGUCGGCACCGGAAGAGCAGAACCAGGAGGAGCGGCUGCAGGAACCCACCUCCGGACUCCAGCAAGUGCAGGACCUGGCAGACUACUUGUAUGAGCUCAGGUCGUGCAGGACCCUGUCUCGGAGUCAGGAGGAUGCCUUGAUUGCCCUCCGGGAGAAACUGGAACCCCAGGACAAAAGACCUACGGUGUUUCAGCCCAGGACCAAGUCCCCUCCCAAGGGCAGGUUCCAGGCAGCCAAGACAGCCAAAGGACCGGUGAAAGCCAACGAGGAGAAGACCAAGAGGUGA